This is a messenger RNA of Aptenodytes forsteri (emperor penguin), 762 nucleotides long. RefSeq names its product spindle and kinetochore associated complex subunit 1 (gene SKA1). The transcript has 6 exons. Gene Ontology annotation, molecular function: microtubule binding. Gene Ontology annotation, cellular component: spindle microtubule; mitotic spindle; outer kinetochore. NCBI's taxonomy places the organism in Eukaryota, Metazoa, Chordata, Aves, Sphenisciformes, Spheniscidae. The coding region runs from base 1 to 762 and encodes 253 amino acids. Gene Ontology annotation, biological process: mitotic cell cycle; regulation of microtubule polymerization or depolymerization; chromosome segregation. The record is from RefSeq and is a predicted model, not a curated record.
AUGGCGUCUUCAGACCUGGAAGAUUUAUGCUUUCACAUCAACACAAAGAUUUCAACAAUUAAAAAGACUCUUCAAUUAAGAAACAUAGGUCAAGAACCAUCCCUCAAAUCUAUGCUCUGUAAAAUAGGACAUGAGAUGGUUCUCUUGCAUGAUCUCCUGAAUAAAAUGGAAACGGAAGUUCAACAGCAAGAAAAACUGAAAAAUUUGCUAAAAGAGCUCCAGAAGUCUGCCGAGAGAGAUCAAAAUGAAGCGCAGCACCUCCGUGAAAACAUUCCUCCCCAUCUGCCUAAACCAACUCAGAGCUGCAUCACUGGGCUAACUGCGAAAUGUGAAGAACAAACAAAAGUUGCAGAACUCGAACGUGCAAAGAAACCUACAAAAGAGUCAAGACUUAUUAAAGAAGCACCCUUAAUAACUGCAGAAGAAUUUGAAAGUGUUCCUGCGUAUAUGAAAGGUCGUUUAACGUACAAUCAGAUUAAUGCGGUUGUUCAAGAUAUGAACAAGGCUGUGGUGGGCAAGUACAAGAUCCUGCAUCAGCCUUUGAGAUCUAUGAAUGCGGCAGUCAGAAAUCUCUACCACAGGUUCCUGGAAGAAGAAACUAAGGAUACAAAAGGUGAAUUUUUUAUUGUGGAGGCUGAUAUCAAAGAGUUCACUCAGCUGAAAGUGGAUAAGCGCUUCCAUAGGAUCCUCAAUAUCCUGCGCCACUGCCAGAGAGUGAGAGAAGUUCGUGGCUCAAGACUUGUCCGCUACGUCAUCUGCUAA